UCUCUCUCUCUCUCUCUCUCAAUAGUAUAUAACAGUCUCAACACUUUCCCGUGCAUUUUAACUACCAUCUUCGAUUCCAAAAUGGCCCAAAAUCUCAAGUUUCUCACCUUGUUCGUGGCUGUUCUCCUCGUGAGCUCUUCCUUUUUUAUUGCCAAAGCUCGUCCUCUCAAUGCUGCUAAGCCUCGUGGCUCUGUAGCCGAAGCAAUUCAGAAUAUCUUGGAAGGGUUCUACAUUGAAACAAUAAAAACCGGAGGUCCAAAAGCUGGCAGAUACGGACUUGACUUUACCAAUGCUCAAACCCUUGGCAAUGUCAAAAACUCCGGUCCAAGCCCUGGACAAGGGAAUAAGUUCACCAAUGCUCAAACUCUCGGGGAUGUCAAGAACUCUGGUCCAAGUCCUGGACAAGGGAAUAAGGUCACCAAUGCUCAAACUCCCGGGUAUGUCAAGAACUCCAGUCCAAGCCCCGGACAAGGGAAUAAGUUCACCAAUGCUCAAACUCUCGGGGGUGUCAAGAACUCUGGUCCAAGUCCUGGACAAGGGAAUAAGUUCACCAAUGCUCAAGCUCUCGGGGAUGUCAAGAACUCCGGUCCAAGUCCCGGACAAGGGAAUAAGGUCACCAAUGCUCAAACUCUCGGGGAUGUCAAGAACUCUGGUCCAAGCCCUGGACAGGGGAACAGGUUCACGAAUGCUGUCAAGAACUCUGGUCCAAGCUCCGGAGGAGGGAAUGGGUUCACCAAUGCUCAAACUCUCGGGGGAGUUAAAAACUCUGGUCUGAGCCCUAGAGGAAAGGGAUGUCAGUUCGGUGAUAAUAAAAGCGUUUUGGAGGAGAUGAAGCACUCCGGUCCGAGCCCUGGACAGGGAAAUUAGUUUGUCCAUCGGUAUUUGCAUGCAAGCAGAGAUGACUUGUAUUAUCUUUGAGAUUUUUUUUAUUCUUUUGUUUCUUUAUAAUUAUUUGGUUUCAUUGUAGGUCAUAAUCAAGGAAUAGUUAUUAUGCAAUGUAGAAAUACAUUAGGUUCUUUUUGUACUAGCGGUAACUCGUGCGAUGUAUGAAAAAAU
Camellia sinensis is the source of this 1056-nucleotide messenger RNA. RefSeq lists its product as uncharacterized. Lineage: Eukaryota; Viridiplantae; Streptophyta; Magnoliopsida; Ericales; Theaceae. Gene Ontology annotation, biological process: regulation of developmental process; innate immune response. The record is from RefSeq and is a predicted model, not a curated record.